AUGGCGGCUCACGGAGUCAAGUUAGACACCCUUAAGGAGUGUCUCAUGUUCCUGGAGUGGUUGCAUAGUGACAAACAGGGUAUCAUUAUGAAAGGUUUGAUCGCCAGUCGCCUUGCUAGGCUCCUCGAGAAGAGGUAUAAGAAUGUUAGUCAACCUCCAAUUGAAUCCGCGCUGUCCCAAUUCCUCACUAACGUGAACAAAUUUCACACUACAUUAUGCAAAUCUGCAAAGCAGAGCACAAAUAAUCCAAAUACAACUAAAAAUGUCCUCAACACUCUGCUUGACUGCAUUCCCAAGUUUUUAGCCGUGAUGUACUUUUUGAGGUACCAGGUGGACCCGAACUUCGCUGCACUGGGCGGCGGGGGGUGGGCGGAUGACUCCGUUGGGUUGAUUGCACUGUACGCUGCACUUGGCAGAGGGUUGGAUGUAUACAUGAAACGUGCUACUAAUAUUGAUAAAUAUCUCAUUGCUGAAUCCAACGACAGCAAAUAUGGCGUCAUCCCUGGAGGCUUUGCUGCAGGUGAGUUGAGGCAAGGUCAUCGCCAGGGUUACUCUCCUGCUUCUGCCAUGGUCAAAGACAUUCAAAGUAUUCUGAACAAGCAAGAUAAAGUACAAAAUUAUUUCCUCGACGUGUACUCCACAACAGUAAUUCCAGACUCCGGCGCCGAGACUCCUAACGUCGCCAACGCUCUGCGUUUGGUGAGAACGUUUUGCGAGAUUGUAGAAAAGGAGACACAGGCCGGCGGCGGUGAGCUAAAACAGAAAUUGGAUGAUAGUUUAAAUGGUGAUACUGUUAAAAAAAUGGAGGUGAAAAACCUUAAGAAAGAAGAAUUUGCAAAGUACACGGCACAGUGGUUGAGAGAGAAUUUGGCGACGGUGAAGACUAAUUUGGGGAAUAUUGAUACUACGAACAAGGCCCUCGGAAAGAAAUCAGCCGCUGAGCUUACAGACUAUUUUACCAACAAUCUCUUCCCAUAUGGUUUCACAUUUUAUGGCACCAACAUUGGGACGGGAAAAGAUCCGCAUACAAUUCUGCAAGAGAAUUGGGCUGAUGUAAUUAAUGAGCUUCGUAAACCCAGUGAAGGAUUGGAUAGGCUUAAAACAAUUUUGGAUGGUCAGCAGUGUCCAGAAGAGUCUGACAAGAAAUCUGAAGGGAGUCCCAACCAGGGUAAGAAAUCCGAAGGGUCUCCAAACCAGGGGAAGAAAUCUGAGGGAGCACAGAACCAAGGCAAGAAAUCUGAGGGAGCACAGAACCAAGGCAAGAAAUCUGAAGGAGCACAGAACCAAGGCAAGAAGGCGGAGGGAACUUCAAAUCAAAGUGGAGAUACGUCUUCAGGUUCGGCAAGUGGAGACUCUGCUCAGACUCCUGGUACUCCAGGAGCUGCAGGCCUGCCAGGGCCUAAAAGUGAUAAGGGUGAUGCAGGCCCGAAAGAGCCUACUGGUGAUCAAGGCAAGCAAGGGCCUAAAGGUGAUAGAGGGCAGCAAGGACCUAAUGGUCAAGGCCCGCAAGGGCCUAAAGGGACCACAGCUCAAGGAUCUCCUAAGUCGCAAGUUGUACAUGUUCAACAACCACCUCAACCCCCACCAGUUCCUCCUCUAUCAACUCCCCCCAGUGCUUCUGCAGACCCUGGCCCCGCUGGUAAGCCAGGUCUCGGGGGUCCGGGAUCAUCGUCUGUUGUUACUUCAAGUCAACAGCCUAUUCCCCCUCCAGUUACAAGUCCUACUCAGUCUCCGAGUGCUUCAAGUCCAGGCACUGGGUCAGCUGGUGGUAAGGGGGCUGGUACACAAGGUAGUCAACAUGUUCCUCAACCAACAAAUCAAGUCUCCAAUCAAACUCCAAGCAGCGGUACUACUCCGUCGGCUGGUGGGAGUAGAGGGGCGGCAGGUAAGGGGCCCAGUAGUGCUUGUUCAAAUGGUAAACCACUGUUUAUUGGCGGCGUACCGUUGUGCCCUUCAACGCCUCAGACAACUGAAUUAAAUUCCUUUGAUGAAAAAGAUAAGAAGCUCUGGGAUCUCCAAAAAAUACAGAUUGUCCAAAGCAUACAAGAUGAACAUAAUAAGAAACAUCCAAAUCGUCAAAUUAUCCUAAAUCAUAUUCCCCCACCUCAAUCCCAAAUACCGCCUAGCCGUCUUAGGCAGCCCAGCCACCCUGCUCCCGGACCUUCCCAUCAUCCUACUGAUGCCCGACGUUUUAAACAGCGUCCCUACUACAAUCCACAGGAUAGAAAUACACGACAGGGGGAUGCGAAUGUUACGGCUAUGCAGGAUGUUCCGUCUCUGGAGGUCAGUGGUGAAGUAAUCCCGGAUACGUCUUCUAAACACCUACAAGAGAAAAUAAAGAAAAAGGUCGAAGCCAUAAAACAUCUGAAACUGUUAGAACGGCAAGCUCAGCAAGAGGAAGUGGAUCAGCUUAAACAAAAUGAAGACAAGUCCAACGCGGAACAAAAAAAAGAAGCAGACGAAAAGUGGAAAACACAAGUGGACGAGGGUAAGCGCCAACAGCGAUAUGAUCAAUUUAGUAAAACCCUAGGAAGUCAGAAUGAGAGGAGAAAGAAAGCCGCAGAGUCGUUGCAGAAGAAACUGGACGACGCUAGAAGGGUCCAAGAGGAGGAACUCAAGAAACUACAGGACGCUCCAUCCACAACUCUGGAUGGAUUUCAACCUGCAUAUCAAUAUCCACAUCUCGUUAGCAAUCUUCCAGACUACGUGUCAUCGAUGUGUUCCGUCGAUGGUGGCGUCAUUCCCGAUCCGCACAAGGAGUGGAUGGAAAAUGAACGGAAGCGUAGAAGUGAUGACGCAUUUUAUGAAAUCCACGAAAGAAAGCAGAUGCAACUUGCAGGUAACUUGGAGACAAUUCAAAACAUUAAGGAGGCAAAUGCCAUGGAAUUACAAAAAUUCCUGGAUCACAUUAACGACACGAAUAUAGCUAACCAAACAGGGCAUGUCUGGGGUAACACAGUUCAGCCGUCGAAAUCCGCUCCACUAAAACACCAAGCAUUAACUCUCGUCGAAGGCACCAAUAUUGUGGAUCCACGCCACAUAAAGGAUGAUGAGAUUCGUAAGCUGCAGCUUCAAAAUGCUAACGAUGACUUUAAAAAUUAUUAUGAACACCGAAGAAAAAACUUAGCAAAUGAAAUUCAACAGUUUCAAGAUGAAGUCACUAAGAAAAAUAAGGAUGCCAUAGAGGCAGAAAAAAGCAAGGGCAUACCACAAGUUUUUACAGAGCGUGCGCCGAGACGCCCGCCUCCUGAGUUAUACGAGUUGCCGGAUUUCGAUAUCCAAGUCGCCAAGCCCAUCGUUCAAGACCCUGUCGACAACCCGUAUGAUGACCCUUAUGCCAAUAUGGAGGAUAUCGUGCGAGACGAGUUGAAAACUUCGGCACAGCAAUAUGGUGGAGACAAAGGCUUUUCUGUACUGCCCAAGAGUAAUUUAAACCUCGAAUUUACUCCAUCAUUUUUAAAAUCCGAUGGGGAUCAUGAUCCCGGGAUGCCGCGUGAGCCUGACAGGGUGGUGUCCGCCCGGAGCAUUCCAGUGUUUCCUGACGCCGGAAUCUGCCAAAACCCCUGGUACGUUGCUCCUGCCUCCUCCACUACCGUCACUCCAACUCCCUCCCCCCUCCCAGACUCCGACCACCUGCCCGUGCCCAACACAGUCAGGGAAAUGCUCCACUGGAUGGUCGGGUUUAAUCAAUAUGGGUAUGUUGGUAUCAUUACUGAGCAUGUUAAAGGCAUUUUAAGUGCACUUAACGAGGAUGUCUCACAGCCUCCAGAUGCCCUCGAGGUCACUGGGCAUCCCACCAAUCUGACCGCUGCCCAUGUCACCGCCAAACUGACCGAGGCAUGCCACUACGCUGCCAACGUUCUCCACAGGAUCAAGCAUAAAGACAUUUCGACAGACAUUUCAGUGCCUGACUUCACCUCAGAAUAUUCCAAGCUUUGUUAUUCCAUCGACCCCGCCUGCCUCCUCUGCCAGCUGCGGGACUACGUCUACGCCUGCUGCCACCAGUUGGAGUUCCUAAAGGCGCAGUGUAAUCGGAAGGAAUCUGAAGGUGGUUGGCAGGAUUGUCCGUACGGCCGUGAUGCCAAGAUGUCCCCCCUCCAGGCCUUCCUGACUGACGCCCCCGACUCCAAGUUCGAGACACAUCCCUUCGACCCGUGCGACAUCUGCCUCAAGAGCCGUGUAAACAUGGGAUUCAAGCAGGAGCAUCUGCCUGCAACUCACGAAACUGGCAAGCAUAUUUCCACCAUCCUCACUCCCAGCUGCGGCGGCGAGGAUCCCCUGCUGACAUUGUCCUCUUACCUCAACUGCCUCACCAGGCGGACGCCGCGCACAACCGGGGAGCUUGUCUCUUUCUUCCACAAUUUCGGGAACGAGCUGCACGAUGCGUCUCUCAAGUUGUCUCCACUGGGCUCCGCCCUCCACAAGCCACAUCCUCACUGCCCCGACUGGGACCACCUUGCUGCCGACGACCUCAAUGCCAUCCAGUACAUCCGGGGCUCCGCCCCUGCCAGCUCCAACUCCAUCCACGACAAGGACCAUCCCAAUACCCUGUCGUCUCUUCUUCGCUGCGGCAUCGAUAAUGUCGACUGCCCACAACUCAUGAAGACCAUCACCUACCGGGCCUACGCCCUGUACUCUUCUAGCUUCGCCCACCACUACCUCAGCUGGGCGGUGUACCUGGCAGACAGACUGUGGGACUCACUGCUCAAGCUUCACUAUGAUCUCGAGAACCUUCAAUGUCACGACUCCAAGUCCAAGCCCCUCCACCAGUGUACCAAGGCCCUGCCGCUGCUCUACUCUCACGGCAUCACGCCGCCAGACGGGACAGUGCAGUCCUCACUCACGUGUUCGGCUGCCGUCACCAAGCUGGGAGAUGUGGUCGCCGGAAAGCCUAUCGCAAGCCUCAUGACCGCCAUGGACGAGUUCCUAUACGGCAUCCGUCUACCGUUCCUCUACACCAUCAUCGCACUCUGGCUCAUCGCCACGCUCUACAUCCUCCACUCAUUCCUCUACCGCAUGGACGUCCUGCGCAUCCGCUAUCACCUCCUCACCACCAGGGCCUCCCACACCAUCGACGUCAAGGCCUUACUCGCCGGCAGCAGCAGGAUGCUCUCACUCUACAAGGACGUCGACUACUUCGACGAUGACUUUCACUCAUGA
Molecule: messenger RNA, 5160 nt
Organism: Babesia ovata
Lineage: Eukaryota; Apicomplexa; Aconoidasida; Piroplasmida; Babesiidae
Product: ribosome binding protein
Exons: 2
Coding region: 1-5160 (1719 amino acids)
Source: RefSeq, a predicted model, not a curated record